Messenger RNA from Salvia splendens (bonfire salvia), 3907 nucleotides. RefSeq names its product rust resistance kinase Lr10. The record is from RefSeq and is a predicted model, not a curated record. Gene Ontology annotation, biological process: protein phosphorylation. Gene Ontology annotation, molecular function: polysaccharide binding; protein kinase activity; ATP binding. The coding region runs from base 1830 to 3887 and encodes 685 amino acids. The transcript has 7 exons. Lineage: Eukaryota; Viridiplantae; Streptophyta; Magnoliopsida; Lamiales; Lamiaceae.
GAUAUGCUAAAUCCCUAUAAUAUCUAAACAAAAUAAUAAAAGAAGAUAUGCUAAAUCCCUAUGAUAUCUAAACAAAAUAAUUAUAAUAGAAGAGAGUUAGGAUCGUAUCACAAACUCGCCUCGAUUAGGUACUCCUAUUCCGACAUCAAAAAAAUAACUAAAGGUUUUCAAGACAAACUAGGCCAAGGAGGCUACGGUUCUCUUGAAAAGUAUCUUUUCAAUCGAGAUAACAUGAAACGCUUGAAUUGGGACACCAAGUUUGAGAUCGCAGUUUGGAGUUGCUCGUGGGAUUGAGUAUUUGCAUUGAGGCUGCGACAUUCAAAUUCUGCAUUUUGACAUCAAGCCUCGUAAUAUACUCUUUGAUGAUAAAUUUAUCCCCAAUAUAUCUGAUUUUGGGCUUGCAAAGUUGUGCUCUGCAAGUAAAAAUGUAAUAAGCUUGACUACAACCAGAGGAAUCAUAGGGUAUGUUGCUCCUGAACUAAUCAACAGAAGUAUGGGCGCAAUUUCUUUCAAGGCGGAUGUCUAUAGUUUCAGAAUGUUAUUGAUUGAUAUGGUGGGCUUGAAGAGAGACUUAGAGAGGAAAGAAUGGUAAUUCGAGCAAGUAUUUUCCAUACUGGAUAUAUGAUUGUUUUGAGCAAGGCAAGGAUAUUGGAAUUGAAGAAGCAGAGUCUGACAUAGUAUUUUUAAGAAGAUGACCAUAGUUUCCUUGUGGUGCAUACUAAUGAGUCCAGAUGAUCAGCCAUGAAUGAAUUAGGUGUUGGAGAUGUUGGAAGGUGAUGUUGAACGUUUGCAAAUUCCUUCUCAAUCGACUCAUAUUGGAGUGGGUUUUGAUCAAACUGAAAUAACAUGUUCCGCUGAUUCUGUUUCCUUGCUUCAUCAUGUUGAAGAAUCGAUCUGUGUUGAGACUCAUGUGUGAAACAAAAAUUGUGGGUUUAUAAUAGAAUGGCUAUGCUUAAAAGGUUUCUUUAUUAGUAGUUUAUUAUAGGCAAAACAAAUCUAGGGGGUUUUAUUUUUAUUUUUUAUUCUUGUUUUGUUUCAAUUGAUCCAUGUGCCUUUAUCAGUUUAUGUAACUUUUUUUUAUCCGAUAAUCUCUAUAUAUGUGUUAUAUUUUUAUUCUAAUUAAAUUUGUAGGUCUCUAUGUACGUUAUUGUUUAAAAUUAGAAUAGGAGAAAAUCUUGUUAUAAGUUAUCUUGCUAGCACAUGUUACCAAAUUCUAGAUACAUCUCAAUUUAUGAAUCUGAUCGUGUCAUGAUAUUUAAUGUAAGGGAUUCAAAAUGUUCAAUCAUUGAUAGACCUCAGCUAAACAUGCAAAGGAGAUUGUUUCUAUCUAUAUUUGUUUCAAUAAUACUUAUGUCGCUUUCCUCACAAGUCAUGGAAAGAGAUGAAAAAAAAUAUUCAAUCACAAAUAGACCUUUUAAAUAUGAAUCAAGGCACACAUAUCGAAAGUAUAUGAAAAUCAAUUUAACAAUAAAUUACUGAGUUUUCUUUCAAAGAUUUAUAAUUAUUUCUUAAUCUGAUUUUUAUUGGGUUCUCGAGACAUUUGGCCUCGGACAUUAACUCUGUACCGAUUGGCCAACUCACACACUCUUCCCUAAUGUGAUGCUUAAUAUUAUAUGAAGAAGUCACAUUUUACAUAUAUUAAUAACCACCAAACCAAAGUCAACGGAAGAGAUAUUAAGAUAUUCAAGAGUUGAUGAACCUUCCCUAGUAUACUCACCCUAGGUAGUGACCUCGAAAUUUUCCUCCUAUGAUGAGACUGAUUCAAAGGGACAAUAAUAAUAUUAAGUGAAGGAGAAAGUAUGUGGUGUUAAUCUGAAACAAUCAACAAUAUGCUGAAAUGUACAUUUAUGUUGAUUGUUUUAGUACUCCAUUUACUUCCAUGUUGUGAUGCAAAGUGCACCCCUUCUUCAUGUGGAACCAUUCCCAAUAUCAGCCGCCCUUUCCGCCUCAACAGCGACCCCAUCAACUGCAGCGACCCAAGAUUCGAGCUACGCUGCGAAAACAAUGUCACCUACAUCUCUCUCAACUCUCAAAACUACUAUGUCAAAGCAAUCAACUACCAUAAUUCCACCAUCAGGCUUGUUGAUGCUUCCAUUGUUAAUGAUGACAUCUGCUCUUUUCCCAUUGUUUCUUCAGAUGCCUUUAGCUUCAUCUAUGACAAUCCUCAUCCUAUUCCUUAUCGAAUUCCGACAACACCAAACCCUAUUAAUUUCAUAAGCUGCCCAUAUCCAUUGAACAGUUCUUCCCUCUUUACAGAUGUUACUUCUCAUUGUGCCUCAAGUUCUUCUUCCCUUCUUUCAACGUAUGCUUUUAUCAAGGUCGGCCACUUGAAUGCCUCUGAGCUGCCACACUUGUGCACACUAGAUCUCAUAGUGAUGACUUCAUGGCAGGGAUUUAAGCGUUUGGACAACGUUUCGCUGUCUGAAAUCCACCAAUCUCUCUUGUACGGAUUUGAACUUGUCGUCUGCCCCUCGUGCAAAAUAACCCCGCGCAAAUUUUUUGUAUCCUUCUUCUACGAUAUUAUCCCGGUCCUUCUGAUAAUCGUUGGUCUGUUAUGUGCAAUGGUAAGCCCUUCUGUGUUUACCAUAUUUGGAUUCGCAGCUGUAUCAUUGCUCUUAUUUUACACACCAGUUCUCUAUUCCACAGUGAUUGACCCGAUCAAAUCACAGCCUUAUUAUUAUCACCUGCCUGAAGGCGGAUCACAUACUUAUCUACCGCUGGCACUCAUCUUAAGCAUCAUCAUAUGUGCAUCAAGGAUCAUCACCUUCCCAUUGGCGGUGUGGCAAUUGAUUUACAAAUUCCGAACAAGGCGCCUUUCCUUACAUGAAGAUAUAGAAUCAUUUCUACAAAGUGACAACAAACUUUCCCCAAUCAGGUACUCCUAUUCGGACAUUAAAAAAAUGACUAAAGGUUUUCAAGAGAAACUAGGUGAAGGAGGCUAUGGUUCUGUUUACAAAGGCAAGCUCCGAAGUGGUAAUGAUGUUGCAGUCAAACUCCUGGGAAAAUCAAGAGGAAAAGGGCAGGAUUUCAUGAAUGAAAUCGCAACUAUUGGAAGGAUACACCAUGUCAAUGUUGUCAAACUAGUUGGAUAUUGUGCACAUGGCUCCAAACUUGCCCUUGUCUUUGAUUUCAUGACUAAUGGUUCCCUUGAAAAGUAUCUUUUCAACAGAGAUAACAUGAAACCCUUGAAUUGGGACACAAAGUUUGAAAUUGCAAUUGGGGUUGCUCGUGGGAUUGAGUAUUUGCAUCAAGGCUGCGACAUUCAGAUUCUGCACUUCGACAUCAAGCCGCAUAAUAUACUCCUCGAUGAUAAAUUUAUACCCAAAAUAUCUGAUUUUGGGCUUGCAAAGUUUUGCUCUACAGGUAAAAACGCAAUAAGCUUGACUACAGCUAGAGGAACUAUAGGAUAUGUUGCUCCUGAACUGAUCAACAGAAGCAUGGGGGCAGUCUCUUACAAGGCUGAUGUUUAUAGUUUUGGGAUGAUGUUAAUUGAUAUUGUGGGGUUGAAGAGAGACUUGAGAGGAAAGAACGACCAUUCCAGCCAGUAUUUUCCAUACUGGAUAUAUGAUUGUUUUGACCAAGGCAAGGAUAUUGAAAUUGAAGGAGCGGAGUAUGACGAUGAGAAUGAGAGUAGAAAGAGUAUCGUGAAAAAGAUGACUAUAGUUGCAUUGUGGUGCAUACUGAUGAGUCCAGAUGAUCGGCCAUCAAUGAAUAAGGUGUUGGAAAUGUUGGAAGGUGAUGUUGAACGUUUGCAAAUUCCUUCUCAAUCCACUCAAAUUGGAAUCACGCCGAAUUUACAUGUUCUUCUGAUUCUGUUUCUUUGCUUCAACAUGUGGAUGCUUCUAUCUAGACUAAGGGCUUGUUUGACAACAAUCAUGGGUUUAUAAAUGAAUGGCUAUUCUUAAAA